GGAGGGAGAACCGGCGCGGGUGGCGGGCGGGGCGCAGGGCGGGGGUGCGGGCCCUUCCCGCAGCUCAAACCCCGCGUGUCCUCUCCAUCAGGACGCGCUGGUUUGUGCCCGCAUUGCUGUGCCCAGGGCGCUGGUUUGGUGCGGGUUGCGUACGAGGCUCUGCCCAGUUGGGGCUCCCCGGGGCCGCGGUGGGGAGCAGGUGCACAUGCCUGGGCAGGAACAGCCGAACUGCUGCCUGCAGGUCACAGGAUAACUUUGGGUGGAAGAGACCCUCGAGAUCACUGAGUCCAACCAAAACCCAGCCCUGUCCUUGCCCCGUGUCCUGAGAACCUCAUGUCUGUCUGUCCAGCCCUCCAGGGAUGGUGACUCCAGCACUGCCCUGGGCAGCCUGUUCCAAUGCCCCACAGCCCUUUGGGGAAGAAAUUGUUCCCCAGGUCCAACCUCAACCUCCCCUGGCGCAACUUGAGGCCAUUUCCUCUCAUCCUGUCACUUGGUACCUGGGAGAAGAGACCAACGCCGAGACAUGUGAGAGGGGUUUUGACGCAGUAACAAAGGCUCCAGGUCCUGCUCUGCCCAUGGGCGCCGUGUGCCGGGCUGGGGCGAUGGGCCCGCGGGGCUCGGCACGGCUGCCCCGCGGCACACGGUGUGCGCGGCCAGGACGCUGCGCCGACACCGCAGGGACGCGGCUGCGCUGGCGGGAGCUGCUCGGUGGAAGUGAAUUCUGGUUUUCUGUCCCUGCAGAGCGCUGACCCCAGUGUCAUUGCUCGGCGCACUGCAGCCUUUGGCCUAAGAGUGCAAAAACCAUUACACUUUUAAGUAGGCUUCAGAAUGAAACCGGUGUGCAGUGGCAGAAGGCCGUGUUAACGGCAGGUAAACAGCAUUUCUGUGUUGCAUAUGCUCCUAGCAAAACAGCAUCCUGCUAAAUGUUCCUUCUGAGCCCUGUUGUCUUUCGGCUCCAAGCACCAAGCUGUGCACGAAAACUGUCCUUUUUGUUGGUGUUUUCCUUUGAGCAGAAACAGGGAUGAAUUCUAAUCUUUACUACAAGCUGUUGCUGGGCUUUUGCCCUCUAGCUGUGACUGUGCUUUGUGAACACCAAGGUGAAGAAUAAAGCAGGUUCCAUUGGAUUUGUUUUGGCCGUGUGUGAUGAAACACUAACGAUAGACGUGAGCAGCUGUACAGCACAGGGCAUUUCCCUGGCGCAGCCGCUGGUUUGUGAAUGUUCUCAGCAGGACAAGAUGUUUAAACAAAUGUUGGCUCUGGGCUAAACUUCUUCCUUGAUACAACCCACUGGGACGCCAGGGAGGGUUGUUUUUUCUCAGCCGGUGCUCUGUCUCCGGGUUGCAGGGGCAGUGCAGGGGGAUUGAGCUGGGAUUGGCUUUAUGGGUUAGAGUAGGAGUGGAAGAUGCUGUGUUGCACUUCUACCAAGAAAUAACAAGUUUUUCCUGUUUGCUCAAAGCCUGUAAAGAUGACACCGGGCUUGCUGAAGCCGCCAGGCUUCUGCACGGGUCUCCAUGGGGUCGGUGUCUCGUUUCCAGGGCCCAUCUCACGAGGAAACGGCUGCGUCCCAGUCCUGUGGAGAGAGACAUCGCGGUGUAGGAACAGUGGGAAACAAGACAGACCUCACACACAGAGGCAGGACGGCGCUUACGGGGCGGGUUUGCUCAGCUGUCGGUUGGAAGCCUUUGCUCAGUCAUUUCUAAAGCAAGGUGUGAAGAAGGGUAUUAAAGCGACGGAGACCCCUGUUCAGGAGCAGUGUUGGUGAUCGUGCUCUCGCUGAGCAGCUGUCAGUGCAACGUCCGUCUAUGGGAGAAAAGGUAUUUGCAUGAGUUUCCUCGGAGCCACACGUCUUCAUUGCCACCGGAAUCCCACGGCUCUUGUCUGGACUUCACCGGGACCGUUUUAUUGAGGAAACAUUGGAUGUGCACAGCUGGAAGAAAGGGAGACCAGAGACUGCAAAUCUUUCACAAAAGAUGAAGGAGUUGUGCUACUUAAGGGAAUGUUGAUUGUGGAAAUCAUGGAGGAACAUGUGUAAGCCUGGAGCAGCAUCUUCCUGGGACUGGUGCUAUAAUCUCUAGGGACUUCGGAGAGGGAACAUAGAGCCAGAAAGCAGAGCCAGCCGGCGUGUCGGGCAGAGCCCGGGUCCGCCAGCCCGUCCGGCGCUGCGUUGGCCGUGCGCGGUGCCCGCGCCCCUCCAGCGGGACUCGGCUGCACACACACCCCGGUGCUGCUGCCGCGGGUACUUGGUUCUUUCACAAAGUGCUUCUCUUGUGUUGCUUCUGAGUAGAAGAAGAAGAAACCCGGAGGGGAAUUGACCAAGUGCAAGCGAUGUUCCUGGCAAAGGGCAUCUGGUACAUGUCUCUGCCUUUGUCCACAACCCGCAUCAGGAUGGCUCUAUUUUAAACUUUCCAUUUAAAAUUCAGUUAAGCACAGGCCAGCUCUGAUACUGUUCCUGAGUUAGGGUAAUACCAGACCUGGCAAAUAACCCCGUUCUGUGUGGACAUUUGAGCUGCUUAUUUGAUUACCUUGAAGCCAGAUGAUCGGCAUUGCACCUUUUGGGGCGCGUUGUGUUUUCUGUUCUGAAGCGUGCUGCAGACUCCGGGUGGGCUCUUCCCUGGGUGCCGUGGUCCUGCGGGGGCCAAGAGCUGAUGGUCUCCGCUCGCCGGCUCAGAAGCUGAAGGAGUGUUGUGUGCAACAGCCUCUAUUUUGGUUGUUAACUGAUCCUUGUGAAUUUGGGUGCUGGUUGCUGAACUGUAAACAUUUAUGAAAUGCAAUGGCCAAGACUAAAUACAUUCAUUAGCAUAUUCAUUUUUAUUGAGUCGCUGCUUUGUGUGCCUGAGGAAAUUAUCAAAUUUCUUCUGUUUGGACUGCUAUGUGCAAUUUUUGGACGUUUUAUUCUUGCAUCACUCAGGAUUUUGGAAUCAGGAUAAGGAAGCAUCUGUGUUCCCCCUGCACCCCAAGACCCGUGGGCCGGGCCGGCGGCGCCGCGGUGGCGUUGGGCUCGGUGACCGAGCACGGCGGCCGGAGCUCCGCUCCCCGGCCCGACCAGCUGGCAGCUCCACCUACACAAAUUGAUUCAUUCAUGAGAGUUUUGCUGUGAUCUAAACCCGUCGUUUGAAGACUCUUUGUUCCCAGCUUUCAGUGAAUGAACUGCUCACGUUAGGUACCCGCUGGAAACCUGGUUUGGCCGAGAGCCGAAAGCGGCCGGCAGCGGCAGGAGAGCCAGGCGCGGACAGGAGGCCGGCCGGACGCAGGACAAACGCAGGGCUGAACGCAGGACUGACCGCAGGACCGGAUGCAGGCUGAACACAGGACCGAACGCGGGACUGGACACAGGACCAGAUGCAGGAGCAGACGCAGGACGGAUCGCAGGACCAGACCCAGCUGAAGCCGUUACGCUUUGGUUUGCAUUGGCUGAAGAAACGAAGUGCCCAGAUAAGCAGGCUUGGUGGACUGGCACUGAUCUUUUGUACUCUUCAGAAUCGAGUUUUAUAAGUGCUGAAUGCAUGCUGGACAGUAUUUUCCUUCUCAAAACAGUCCCAUUAUGUUUUUAAAUGAAGUGAAGAAUACCUGUGAUUGGGUCCUUUCAAAGAGAAAGUAGUUUGGCUUGCUCCCCGAUCAGUUAGGAAAGGCUGGUGGCUGUCGGGAGGCGGGAUGCGGCUCAGAGCAUUGGAAAAACUGUCACAUUUGCUGUUGCCUUUUAAACAGAAAGUGUUGUAAACGUUUCUGACAUUUGAAGGGUCAUCACUGCAAUCUUGGGUCACUCGCACUGUCUUUGGGGGAAGAGACAGUACGUUUCCACUGCUGCUUUUUUAUUGUUUAACUGCCGGGCGCCGGGCCGUGUGGAAUGUGACCUGUUCAGGUGUCGGGAGGCGGCUCAGCGCGGCGCAGAGUCGCGUUUUGUUCUGCGGGGGCGCAGGCAGCCGUGCAGGCGGAGCUGCUGCGUCUGCCCAGGACCAGCCCCGCUGCCCAGCCCGGGACCCCGCGGCGCCCCCGCGGCUCUGGGCUCCGUGCGCGGGAGGACGCGCCUGGACGGGCUUUGUGGACACGGGGUUUGUGGACACGAGCUUUGUGGACAGGGGGUUUGUGGACACGGGCUUUGUGGACAUGGGGUUUGUGGACACGAGCUUUGUGGACACGGGGGUUUGUGGACACGGGGUUUGUGGAGCAGGGGCUGGGGUUCAGCGUGGUGUUCAUGGACACGAAGCUUUCUAGGAACACGGGUUGGGGUUUGGGGGAGCGCAGUGUGUUGGAACCCAACCGGCGCUGCUGGGCUGCGGCUCUGGGGGGCCGGGAGCCUGCGGAGCAUCCUCCUCAUCCUCCCGCUCCUGCUCCUCCUCCCUGGGGAGGCAGUUCCUUGUUGGGGAGCAGAUGCUUGAGAGCAUCUGUAAAGCUGUGCAGGUUUUUGCAUGUACUUUUGCUUGGGCUCCUGUUUGUUUCAAACACGGGUCGGUCUUGGCCAGAGGAGCAGCCUGGACUCCCUUCCGCAGUCUCGGGCUUUUGCAGACGAUGCAGAGAGGCCAUUAAAGUGCCAGGUUUUAUACACUUUUCCUGUUGAUACUGCUUGGGGAGACCUUGCAAUCCAAUUGCUCUGCCUUGAUUGAUUCGUUUUCAUUAUCAGCCCUGAAUUAUUUGCAGAGGUAAAUGACAAGGCUUUAUUUUCUCAUAGUGCUUUAUCUUUUUACAAAAUGCACCCAACAAAGUUGCUAAUGGAAAAGCUUUUAACCUCCCGAGGCGGAGGGUGAUCCUGGUUCGCUCGGGCGCGCGUGUGACACGUGGGGCUGACUAAUGCCACGGGCUCAGCAGAGCCCGCGGAGCCCCUGCACCCCCGGGUCAGCGGGAGAUGGAACAGGCAGCCCAAGGUGACUGCACAGCCGCGGGAUAAAUUGCUGCAAACAUGAAAGAGAACAGGAAGGACAGAUCCGUUUCCCCGCUUCGGCAGCAGGGACGCUCAGCCCGCACGUCCUGGCUCCAGCGGGGGUGUCAGGACCCGGGACAGCGGGAAGGAUGGUGCUGGCUGUGCUCCGUGGCACGAUGAAAAACAAACAGAUUCCCAGGGACGCAGGGGUAAAUAGCGCUGCAGGGUGAGCAAAGUGAGUUAUCGGGACUGGUGCCUCAGUGCAGUGUCCCCCUGUCUGUCCGUCCCCUCGUCCAUCCGUCCCCCCGCAGCUCUCGGUGCCACACGGCUGUGGCAUUGCUGAUGGGGAGAACAAACACCGGGAUGUAUGGAAUGGAGGGGAGCCAGAGCAGUGCGAAUGCAGAGGACUGAUGGUUGCCAGGCCUCUGAUAUAUAUAUUUAAGUAAAAAGAAAGCCACAGAUCUCAUUUUCAAAGUCCUGCAAAAUGCAUUUCCCAUGUCCCCAGCUCUGGGCUUGGCAGCUGUUACGGCUGAGCAGAGCGUUGGGGACAAUGGGCCGGACCCCUGGUACCACGCUGGGCACGGUCCUGCAGUGGCUGGGCACGGUCCCGCUGCAGGGCCAGGCUGGGCUGGGGAGCAGAUUUCAGAAAACACAUCUGAUGUAAUGUAAUGUGUCAGAGAUGGGGACAGCACCCGCUCCCAGCGAGUCCCCUGUCACCUCCAGCCCCCUGCUCCCGUCAGACCCUCGUGCCGGGGUCCCUCACCAACAGCCGUGCCAGACCUGCUGCCGGUUCCUCCCCCAGCUCGGCUUCCCACAACCGCAUCCUUUGCUGGCUGCUGCAUUUCAAUAACAAAUGAGCUUUAAGUUAAAAUUAUAAUAAUCUGUACCUAUUGUAUUUCUUUCUGUCCUUCACACUCAGGGUGGGAAUUUGUCCUGCAGGGAUGGAACAGAUGGGGGGAAAUAUUAGGAAAAUUAGAUCAAAUGGUGGUAUAAUGCCAUGAGAUGACUCAGUGCUAUUGUGGUGAAGUCUUACAAAAGGAGGACGUUGAACAAAAUGUACUUUCAUAGCAAAGCUUUUUCCAUGUUGUUAUUUCUUUUCAAAAGCUGAACAAACACUCCUCGUGGUUUGCUCUGGUGUGUAGCGUUGGGGUUUUCCCCGGCUGUCCCCGACGGCCGCGGGUCCCGUGUGCGGAGCUGGGGCUCAGCCGCCCCGCCAGGAGCAGCCGCUGCGGGCACGCAGCACCGAGCUGGGUCCAGGUGAAGGUACCGCCAUCCUCGUGUCACUCUGUACUGGGCAAUCAGUGCCCUGCUACCCGUGUGUCACAGGGGGAAAAGCAUUUCUGGGUACGUGGGGAGCCAGCUGGACCAUCAAACCAAACGCCAGCUCUGCUUUUCCUGCUGUUUGCCCACGGGAAAGGGCUUUGGGGCUGGCGGGCGCGGUGGAGCUGGUGCAGCCCCGCUCGCCAGGCACCAGCACCUCCGGCAGCCCGGGGAGCAGCUGGGGAAGCUGCUGGGUGCCGGCUCCGCUCAGCCUGGGGACAGAGCGUCGCUCCGGCUGGGCUCCACAUGUUCCUCAGCCUACACGUUCCUCCAGAAACCCGGUUCCCAGCGUAACUCCCGCAUGGUGGCCGUGUCGCUUUGCUGUGAGCCCAGGCCCUGGCACGAACCAGCGGUUAAAUGACCCAGCUGCUCAUGUCUUUGUGCCAAAUGGAGCCGUGACGUGGCACCUCCUGUGAAACUCAUCCUUCCCGGGUGGCAGAGCACGGCACGGCACGGCACGGCACGGCACGCUGCUCGGAGCCGCUGCCAGGUGCGCGCUGCACUGAUGACACUGCUCACAUCGUACGCUGCCUUGGGCUUUAUUUUAUUAGCCUGCAGCACUUUCUCCAUGGUCAAUACGAAAAAAGCAGGCUGGCUGAGCAUCUGGGGAGAAGGAUGCAGCUCUGAGAGAGAAGAUAAAGAGCUUCUGCAAAUAUUUAUGCACAGAAAAUCAAUCAGGCAGUAAUGAAUCUCAUUUACAAAAGAACUGUGUGUAUUUGUGAGGCUCUUGCGGUGAGUUCGAGAAGGGGCGGGUUGAUCACAGACCGAGCUGGUUUGGGGUCACCCUCCCCUGUCCAGGGGUGGCGGGGGGGAGGUUUUUGUGCCAUUUUCCUGUUUGCAGCCCCGGGGCUCCUGGGGAAGCACUUGGUGCUGGGCAGGUGCUGCUGAUGGCUGCAAUGGGGACACCUGGGAAAAGCACCCUCUGCCCACCCACUGCUCUUAUUUAAUUCUCUCAAUUAGCAAGUGGGGCCCUCUAGGCCUGAUCCUGCAUGGUGGGCAUGUGCUGUCCCCAGCUCUGUCCCCUCUGGGCUCCUGGCCACCAUCUCAGCCUAAACUCACUUUGGGAAUAACCACACUGCUACUUAGAACAGAACAGAUCGCAUCAAGUCAUCUCUACAUAGAACAAUUCAUGCUGCACAGUUUUUUGCCUGUGCACAUGCACACGCGGACUGGCACAGCUCUACCCCGUGCACCUUCCGGUGAUGAGGAUGAGGACGUCCUGGUCCGAAAUGAGGAUAAGGAUGUCCUUCUCUCAUCAUGAGGAUGAGGACGUCCUGCUCCCACGGUGGGGAUGAGGAUGACCUACUCCAAAGUGAAGAUGAUGAAGUUCUGCUCCUGCGGUGAGGAUGAGGACGUCCUUGCAGGGCAGGAACCACCAUCCCAGGAUCCUCGGGAUGGAGCAGCAGCAUUGGGAGCCCAGGACCUGCUGGCCAGCAUCGCACAGACAGAAACCGGCUGCACCUGCCAUGUGUGCAGAGCUGCUCCCCGCGUGCUGCCCUCGGCGAGGUGGGUUCGGACACGGUUCCUGUGUGCUGCAGGAAGCACAGGGACACUCUUUUCAAAGCAGGCACACUGGCAGAUGCAUGUUGCCAAAAGCCACGGGCUUUUCCCAGCCUCCACAGCAGCACCAGCAGAUCACCGCGCCGGUGGAACCACAUCAACGUGCACUAAUAACAGACUAAAAUCUUCCCUUUGCUGUCCCCGCUGUAGCUGCCUGUGGUGUUGGUGUGGACCCCCAGCUCCGAUGGGCACUGCUGGUAGCCACAGGGCCUUCCUCCUCCUCCUCGCCCUGGGGAUGCUGGUUCGCACUAAUCCGGGGGUAACUCAAAGAACCGCUUACAACCGGCAGCAUGGUGACUGAUGAUUUACAUACAUACAGCCUUUGCAAAAUAAGUAGUGCCGUUCGCCAUCAGGCGUUAUCUAAAUCUGCAGCAGAAAUGCUCCCGGCUGCGGGGAAUUUGCUUUCUGGCUGGAGAAAAGCGGCGCGUUCUGCAGUACUUCAGUGCCUAUGGAAACGCCGGCUCCUUCCCGCGCUGAGAGAUCGUUAUCCAGUGCUCUUUCAUUCAGCACAACUUUCAUGUCUGGCAAAUUAAAUUUAUGGGCAAAAUAAUUACAUGUAAAUGCUGCUGGGCUGUUAUUCACAAGGGACCAAUUUUGUAGCCAUUUGUUGGCAUUUGAACUGUCAGAUUUAUUGCAUGUAACACAUACAACAUAUAGUGAAUUUUCAGAUAGUUGGACAUCAGAGAGGAAAACAAAAAAGAUCUAAGUUAAGCCAGAUGAGUAGUUUAUUUCAAAAGGCCUUUUUGCCUGCCCAAGGUUGCUGGGUUCCUGGGGGUAUGUGCUGCAGUCCCAGAGUCCCGGGCUCCACCCUGGGCAAGUGUUUGUCUGAAAGUAUCUUCCCAAUGGAAACCUGUCCAUGUGUCCCGUUACACACGUUUGGUGUUCCUUCCCCUGUCCGUGUGUCCCGUUACACAUGUUUGGUGUUCCUUCCCCUGUCCGUGUGUCCCGUUACACAUGUUUGGUGUUCCUUCCCCUGCCCGAGCUGGCGAUGCAGCUGGACAUUGUUAUUGCCAGGUUCCUGUUGAACGGGUUAUUGCUAUUGAGAGUCUGAUGAAUGGUUCUAUACACAGUUCUGCAUUCACCUUUCAUUAGGAACACAAUUUGAAUUAACGCUGUAUUGAGAGCAGGAGCAGUGUUGUUUGGAGAACUCGGCCAUCGCUCUCUCACAGUUUGAGGUUUCGUGGGUACGUUCUGUUUUCCUGGUAUCUGGAUCAAUAUUUGGCACCCCUGCUUCAGGAAACGCAGUCAAUAUCUGUCGCUUGGAUGGAAACAGUUUAGCCUCUGCUGCUCUUAUGCCCAGAAAAGGCUAAUUGCUGCCUAAUAUGGAUUUUGUUUAAACUAUUCCACCCUGCUCUAUGGAAAGCAAAGCUGAGAUACACAGGAAGCUGUCAGCACUUACUUGUAAGUAUUAACACUGUGCAAUUUUGUACAGUGUAUGUUAUGCUGGUAUUGGUACAUAUGUAUAUAAUAUACACAGUGAGAUAAUACUGCGUGACAUCAAUAUUUGUACCUGUUUUAAUGCGCAGACUGACUGGGUGAACACCUCACGUGUGACUUGCUGAGCCCACCGGCCGUGGGACUCUCAGCUCCUGGGGACCAGCAGCCGCUGCUGUCCCUGUCCCCGAGGCUUUCGUCCAGUUCCCCGAGGGAACCGCGGUCUCUCUGCUCCUGCAAACAUCUGGGCAGACGUCAGGUGCUGGAUGUUCAGCUGCUGUUCGGGGGACAGUUGCCCCUCUGGGCUCAGUGGGGACACAUGGGAGCUGUUGCAGCAGCAAUGAGGGAUACGGGGGGACAGGGGAACAGAGGGAUGCAGGGGACGAAGGGAUGCAGGGGGACAGAGGGAUGCAGGGGACGAAGGGAUGCAGGGGAACAAAGGGAUGCAGGGGGUCGAUGGCCGUGGCAUCCCCUGUCCCGCGGUGCUCCUGCUCUGGAGCCAUGUCGCCAUCCUGCGGGUCCGGGUCCCGCACCAGCGCUGUGGGCGGCCGUUCAUCCGCGCUGCGGGACGGGGACUCCACCUUGCGUAAAUUAAGAUUAAGGAGCUGUGUGUAUUAUUGCACAUCAAGCAUCUCAGUUGAUGCUGUCUCCCCAUAAAGUUUUUGUUGGCAGGGACACCCACGCACUCCUGCUUUCUUUUAUGGUGCUCCUGGAAAAACAAUCAGUAUAAACCCUGUAGUCUCCUCAUACGACAGAUGACUAAUGAGUUGUAAUUGCUCCCGACUCCACAGGAAACUAACUUCACGAGGAGUUAAGGAUUAUCUAGCUGUAUGUUCCUGAGAGGUUAUUGUUCUGGGAAAUUAAUUUAAUUAGUUUAGACCUAUUAGGAAUACAGAGGCAGAGCUGAAGGCUGGCAGGGCAGAGACAGAGCAAUAUGCUUUUUAAAAAAUUGUAAAGACGGAGUGAAAGGGGUAAUUUUAUGGUAACAAAAUUGCUUCUUUCUCCUUUGGGCCUGUAUUGUUCUGAAAAGAAAAUUCUGUGUUGCAGCUUUUUAAGGCAAACAGCUUUAUUGUGCUCUCCCCGGCACACGGAGCUGCGGGGGACGCGCUGCCGCGGGCUGGGGACAGCACUGUCCCCAGCACCCACCCGGAGCAGGCGCUGCGGGGACAGACCCAAACCCGCCUCUGACUGGCUUCGGCUCUCGAAACUUGCAGAGGAAAGAGAACUAGAAAUUCAAGGCUCGAGAAAGCACGCAAAUGAAAUUCAAGGCUCAAGAAAGCAUGCGAAUGCCUGAAGCCCAGCCCGAGCUCGGACAGCUGUGCAGCCCGGGCCAGCGAGCAGCCCGGGCGCGCUCUCUUCUCUUCUGCACAGACACGAGCCACCCCAUCAGCGCCGCAAGAACCCUUAAGACAAGUAUCUCUUGGUUGCAUUUUCAGUUCUCAACUGACACUCUGGCCAUUUCAUCAUGUAAAUUCUCCGUUGCUGUAGCAGGGGUGUGAGUGCUGCCACGCGAGGUUAGUGAGAAUUGCUGAGGAACUGCCAUGCUGCAUUAUGCGUUUUUUUGUUGUUGUUUUAAUGAGUAAGUUCCAGAGAAGGCUAUUAUUAAUUAAGCUGCAAUAUGGCAGCGUUGGCUGGCACUGAGGAGAUGCUAACUUGAUCUGAAGGACCCAUCUGUAGGACUUUCUCUUUCAAAACCACAGCGCAGUCAUCACCGUUCACCGGAGGGAAUUGUUGGCAGCAUUUCAGUGCGUUACUGUGCCAAAAAGGUGCCUUUGCAAGACAGAAAUAAAUUGGAAGCGUGGGGAUUCAUUGUGAUAAGCCUGCCACAGGUAGGUAGCGUGGGGACAAGAUGUAGUUCAGUGUAUUAGAGUCUUGAGUUUGAAUAGAUGAAAAGAAAUUCCAAGCAUAUGCUAAACUAUUCUCCACAUGAAUAACAGCUUCUAAUUUGCUCGACACAUCUCUAAUAAUCCUGGCAGCUUCUCUUUUCAUAAUUAACAUCUUCAUUUCGCUGCUUUCUAAAGGCGUAAUGUGCAUUCUGGCUCCGAGGGAUUCAGCGGUGGGAAGCGGAGGAGGGGGAUGCUCCGGGGGAGCUGCUUUCAAACAGAGUCAGCAGCAGAGCGGGAGAAUAAAUUACGUUUGUUCACUAAUACGAGAAACGAAGCUCUGUUCAGAGAAUGUGUAGCUGAACAGAGACUUUUAUAUGGGCAUACACUAGCUCCUGGUCGUUGUAGCUUCUCCAGCUGCCCCGUCUCACCGCAGCGGCACAGCCACACGGCCGCGUCGGGGCUGCCGCGGUGAGCUGGGCAGGCAGCGGUGCCUGCGGGCGGCGGAGCCGCAGGGCCGGGUGGGGUCAGCGCGGGGCGUUCUGGGGCAGCCCCCGCCCUGGCGCCCCCCGCCGGACCCCCAGGCGCAGGAGCUCGGUCCCGGCCUCGCGGAGAACUGCCUGCGGGAAUCAUCCCCGCAGCACGCAGGCUCUUGCCCUCCCAUGCUUCUCCCGUCUCCGUGCCCCAGCUACUGGCUCACAGCACGCGCAGAAAGCCACGGGACUGGAAAACACGUAUCUAUUUGAAUAAGAAAAGUUGAUUGCUAUUUUAAGCGCCUUACAAUGUAGAAGCGAUUCAAGCUCUAACACCCUACUCACCUAUAGCAGAGAGAUAACUGCAAAGGCUGCUCCCUCCCUGUCCUACCGUUUGACAGCGCUGGAGUUUCAGGCAAUUAAAAUCCCUUUGCGUGUCUCUAGUGUACCUGUUGUAGUCGCUGUGUUCUCAGGCCAACGUGACUCAGACUUGAAAGAGCAAAUUACCUUGUUUGGAGGAGGUUUUAUAGGUGGUUUUACCCAAUUGGUGUAAGGUGAAUAUUUCAGAUGGAUUAAUUUAAUUGACACCUGAGUUACCGUGUUGCUUUGGGACAGAGGUGAGGGAAUGCGCCCGUGCCAGGAACUGAUGCAGAUAAAGUGCUUGCUCUUUUUUCUGUCCUGUGGAAGAAAGCUGCAGCCUUUUCCCCGAGCAGAUGAAGAGCACACCGGAGAUGCUGGAGAUGCUGGUCCUCAGCUCAGCGGUUGGGACGCGCAUGUGCUGGAUGUCAGGGCUGGGGCGGGUAAGCUCUGCAGCCGCGGGCUGGGCACGGCUUCGGCAAUGGGGGCCGGAGCUGAGCGCUGGCUCUGCAGCCCUGCGCUGGGCACGGCUUUGGGCAGCAGGGACUGGAGCUGAGCGCUGGCUCUGCAGACAUGGGCUGGGCAUGGAUUUGGGCAGCGGGGACCGGAGCUGAGCGCUGGCUCUGCAGCCCUGCGCUGGGCACGGCUUUGGGCAGCGGGGACCGGAGCUGAGCGCUGGCUUUGCAGCCCCGCUCUGGGCACUGCUUUGGGCAGCGGGGACGGGAGCUGAGCGCCGGCUCUGCAGCCCCGCUCUGGGCACGGCUUUGGGCAGCGGGGACCGGAGCUGAGCGCUGGCUCUGCAGCCCCACGCUGGGCUCGGCUUUGGGCAGCAGGGACCGGAGCUGAGCGCUGGCUCUGCAGCCCCGCGCUGGGCUCGGCUUUGGGCAGCGGGGACCGGAGCUGAGCGCUGGCUCUGCAGCCCCGCGCUGGGCUCGGCUUUGGGCAGCGGGGACCGGAGCUGAGCGCUGGCUCUGCAGCCCCGCGCUGGGCUCGGCUUUGGGCAGCGGGGACCGGAGCUGAGCGCUGGCUCCUCAGCGCUGACGCACUGAACUGCCACAGUCCUUGGUCAGGCAGAACUGAACCUGCCCAGUUCCAGCCCUGCUCUGAAAAGCCUGCAAAUUGAGGUCAGGCUUCAAUUAAAGGUGAGUACAAAGUUCUUCCUCCUCUGGGAGCUCAGCAUGUGUGUAAAAUGCAAGCAAUGCUCCAGUUCUUGACUGAAAGGAGAUGUAUCUUAUAUUUACGUACUCCCAGGGAGCAGUGCUUUUACCAAGUCACAUAUGUGCUCAGGCUUGAGUCAAACUUCAGACACAGGUGUCAGCCCAAGCUUUGUGGUCACCUGUGCAGUACAAACCAAGGCCAGCAGCUCUGGGGACGCUGUGCAGCUCAGGCCUGUCCCCGCUGGUGUGUUAGUGCUGUCUUUGAGUACCAUGUCAGAUUUAGAAAGGAGGAAAGUGGGAAACUGUUAAGUAAGCUGUUUUUUGGGGGGGGUGAUGGCUGCAUUGCCACGGGAGGAAUAGAGCGUGUGGUUGCUCGGCUCCAGGCUGGUCUCCUCUUCACCCCCCAGCUCAGCAGCCCCCGCAGCCGGGGCAGCAGAACAUGGACCUGAGCCAGCGGCUCCUUCCUCGCGAGAGCUGAUGUCACUGCCAGCAUGACAGAUCGGGGGCAGGCGGUGACCCUGGGAUGCUAUCCCAAAAAGACAGUCUGCGGCUCGUGAUGGAUAACGCAGGGAACGCCAGCGACAGGCACGAUGCAAUUUGAAAAAUAUAACUUGUGCAAGGAAAAAGGGGAGAAAGCCCCUCGGUCCCAUAACGCUGUGCUAGCCCCUCGGUCCCAUAACGCUGUGCUUGCCCCUCGGUCCCAUAACGCUGUGCUUGCCCCUCGGUCCCGUAAUGCUGUGCUUCUUCAGUUGCCUUCCGUUUUUCCCAGAGAAGCAAAGUGCUUUCCAGUUGUUCUUGCUUUCCCCAGGGUGCUGCUGGGGAUGUUUAUGACUGAACAAGCAUGUUCUCCCCCGCAGCCUCCGCCUGUGUUUCGCUCUGCCCAGCAGCUGCACAUCUGUUUCCGAUGGAGCGAUCACCCGGCUGUGAAGCAGAAAGCGCCGGAGCGACUGCACUGUGUGAGCAGGUAGAGGGAGAGACGGGGAGAGCCAGACCCUGGGAAUGGGAGAAGGUGGAGUGUGUUUCUUGGUGUAAUGUUGCUGAUAGGGAAGGUUUGGGAGCUAGGAUGCCAGUUCCAGGGGGUGGCAAGGGUGUCAGCAGCGAAGGUGCCCAGGUGGUGCAGAUCUGGGUGCAGAGACGACCGGGGUGCUGCUCGUCUGUCCUCUGCCUGGAUGGAGGGGCAACUCUCUUCAGCUGAGCACGUUUGACACAUUCCACAAGUGGUAGCAGGAAAAUUCAGGAUGCUUUUGGCAUUUCUUCAUUUGGCUUUGCAAGCUGUAUAAAGAUUCAAAACAGCGAAGGCACCAGGCUCAGCUGCAUAAUGCUAAUUUUGUGUUGCAAUUUCAUUUAGAUAAAUUACUCCUGUGAGUUCCUAAUAAAAACAGAUGUUGGCUUGUGUCAAACUUAGUGAACAAUUCUGAUAGCAGGAGCAGCUAUUUUUAGUUUUCUGUUAACCCAGCUCAGCCUUGCAUCAAGUUGUAUUAAACCUAGAAGAUACAAAUAGCAUCCAUGCUGGUUAUUCAUUUGCUUCAAAACAUGCCAAACCCAUCUCUUCUGCUUGGCGUGGCAGGUGGAUCGGGAGUCGCCGGGGGCAGGUUGUUUGUCACAGCUGGAGCAGCAGUUGUCCCCAGUGUGCCUGCAGCUGGGGCGGGGGCACUGCGGGGGGCGGCUCAGCCCAGGGACGGGCACAGCAAAGGGCCACGGAGACCAAGAACCCGCCCCACAGCCUAAUCGCUGUGUUCGGAUGGAGUGCCGAAUCGCAGGGUGCUCUGGGUUGGAAGGGAUGUUCAAAGAACAUCUCGUCCAGCCCCUGCUGUGGGCCGGCACAGCCCCCACCACAUCAGGCUGCGCAGAGUCCUCUGUCCUGAGGUGGAGAAUAUUUUGUUGCUCUCUAUGGGAAUCGGGUUCAUACAUUAAACAAGAAAAAUAGGUACUAGCCUCCAGGAGCUUUUCUGAUACAUCCUGAAAUAAAACCUAAAAGAAUAUAUGAAAAGCAGAGGAAAUAUCAUUAUUAAGUAGCCAGGAUGAAACAUGGCUAUGUGAUGAGAACAUAUAAUGUGAUACAAGCAUUUCAACUAAAAAUAUACAAAAUUAUUUCCCAAAGAUAGGCAUCAUGGACGAAAUUGCCUUCAUACAUCACGCUAAUUAAAGUCUAUGAAUUAUCUUGUGACUGUCAGUUGGUAUUUACGUUUCUCUUCAACCAUCUGAUAGCGGCUACUGACUUGACUCUACAGAGGAGCUUUUGAUUUCUCCGCAUGUCCACGUCUCGUGUCACACCCGUGUUGUACUGACAGACAUCCACUGAGCCUGAAAGGCUGUUGUGGAGUGGUUUUUCUGAAGGAUUUUUCCACCGGGUUCCAAGGCUCUUGAACUAAAUCUGCUCUGGGAGGCUCCUUUAACACGGCGGCAGGAGCUGGCAGUUUUUGCCUCUCUCUUUUCUCAAAUCUCUGUCCAGGAGGGGCCUGGCUGCGGUUCCCAUGGGCCCUGCUGGUGUCUCCAGGCCAGCCCCGGUGCCAAGAGCCCGCGGGGUGACAUGGCCGGGGCUGGAUGCAGGAGCUGAGCAUCAUCGCCCCGGCGCGGCCCCCCGGGAAAUCAACAGGCAAUGAAGCGGCCCGUGCCCAGAGAAAACGGGCUGGGGAUCAGAACAGCAUUUCUGCUGGAAAUGGUGCUGUUGCCUCCGCACAGCCGACUUUUGAUGUAUUUCUGUUGUCUUUAGAAAAAUGGAGCUCCAGGUAGCAAUCCUGCAUCUUAACAGAAUUGUCAGCAAAUGGCUCUUGUUCCAGUGUUUUGGUGCCAUUUUUCCUGAGCUGCCUUUAUAAUGAAUGGUGAAUCUUUACAUGCCCCGUGCGAGUUACCGAGAUCCAAAUCUGUUCUGGAAAUAGUCUGUCUGACAGCCCCUUUAUUGGCACGGCGGCUAUUUAAAUGAGAAACCUGUGCGGGAGAUGCAGGAGCUGCGCUGGGUGAUGGCGAGCGGGAGCUGACGGGCUCUGCACGGGCAAUCAGCGACCCUUGGCUUUCCACUCUAAUUACUUUCCUGUCAGAUGUUCAAUUAGAGUGACAGGGUCCCAAAUUCCCAAAGAUCUCUGGUUUGUCUUCGAAGAUUAAAGGGUGGCAACUAUUUUCAAUAUGAUUAUCAUCAUUAUCUCUGGGAGAUUUUAUACUUCAGAAGUCAAAGUCAUAAUAGCCCAGCUCACUGCAAUUAUUUGCAAAUUGCCUUAAUGUAUUUUCCAGAAGCUCUUUUUUGCACUUUGUAAUGUAUGUAUUUCCUAAGCCAACAGCACAUUAAAAUGCUGAAGCGCCUCUGCACCUCAGAAGCCAGUCUGGUGGUAACUUGCAUGGACUUUUCCAGCACCCACUUUACCCACCGGUAACCCCCCGUUUUUGUUGAAACGCCACUUGUUGGUGCCUCGCUGGUGACGUUCCUGGAGGUUUGCUCCUUUUUGUGGUGAAAACUGGAGGAAAUCUGUUAUCGUUGCAGUGACUCCUCCCUAUGCUGAUGGAAAUGCUUGUGAAAACAUACACUUAAACCAAUGUAAGAAAAUAUUCAGAGAGACACAAAAACGGCUCAGUUUCUCAAAACGUGCCUUUUUUCUGAAGACGUUUUGCCGCGCAGGGGCUGGGAGCAGGGCGCGCUGGCCGGCGCCGUUUGCUCCGCUGCACAGGCCAGCCGGGCGCAGGACAGCGAGCAGAGGCUUUGGGCACAGCUGGCGAUGCAGCACUUUGCAUCCCGGCCACAUCUGUUCCCUUUCUUCUCGUCCUCAACGGUGAGUAGAGAACGAAGAGACAAUGUGCCCCGUGUGUUAAAUCAGAACCAACCCAAAUAGCUUCUAAAAUACACUCAGCUAAUUGUUCAAGAGUAAUUUGCAGAGCAAGAGUUACACUGCAAUAAUUGCGAAUAAUGAGUAAACCAGGAAGAAUGGUAAAUGGCUUGCAGACAUUUUGUGAACAGAAAAUGAGGCUAAAUUCAUUGCAUAAAUUAAUUGCUGUGGAUUAUUCUCUCAGCUUUAAUCUGCCGCCUGCUGAAAGAAGUCUGCAAAUGGAAAUGCAGGUCCACAGCUUCAUUUUGAAAUGUGGCUGCUUUGCACUGAAUAGAAAAGAGGCCUGAAAGGCUUUUUGCUGUGUUAUGAUAAUGUCUCAUGCUCGUAACACAAUUUCACCUCAAAGUUUUACCUGCCCCGGGGCCGGCAGUGUUCUAACCCCGCUGCGUUAGCGAGCGCAGCCGCGGGGCCCGCCGGAGGAGCGGGGAUCGGGCCCGGGGCCGCGCGGCCUCGCUGGUGGAGCUCAAGCCCAGGUCGGGGUUCGCGGUCCCUGGCUGGUGCUGGUGACGUUUUGCUGUGUGAAGGCGUCCCCUUCCUGCAAGGCGUGCGCGCCGGGGAUGCACACAACAGCCCUCCCUUCUGGGGCUUUGCCAGUGAAAACGCAGGGAGAAGGAAGGAAUGAGAAGACACGUCCUUCAGCCCGCUUUAGAAGAUCAGUUCUAGUAAAGGGGAAUUAUAUUUUAAGAACCAGACAGAUUGGCUCAGAUUUACUGUCAGAGAACAGCAGUGAAGGCAGAGCAUUCUCUGUAAGGAUUAUGAUUACCUGACAGCGUCUUAUCAUUACCAGGAGCAAUGACCCUGAUUUAGGAAAGGUCUGUUCAUUUAUAAGUAGCUGUUGCUUUUUAAUAGGACUUUUUUUUUCUUACUGCUAUUAAUAUUAAUAAAAAUAAAAUUAAGGCCCAUGUCUUUACCUGGAUAAAAUUUGUGAUUUAGAAUGAAAUGUGGAGAGCCUUGUAGAUCAACCCUUGGAUUUUUAUAAACAGCUAGUGGCAAUUUCUGUGUCCGUGACGGCACAAGCCCGUCCGUCCUGGGCACAGCCGUCUGUCCUGGGCACAGCCGUCUGUCCUGGCUGUGCCAGCAGACGCUUCUCUCCCGCCUUGGCUGCCGUGGCUGGUGCCUGAUCCAGGUGUCCUUGAGCUGCUGUUGUCUGGUUGCAGCUUCGGACAAGCUCUUUGCUGUUAACGGGGCUCAGGGUGGUGUCACUGGGCUCAGAUUUACACACUGUGUAAGCUACCCCUUUGAGAAAGCCCCAGCAUUCCUCCUCGUGCCGGCCCUGCCUCCGGUAUUUACAGCAGGACACUUCCACACCCGCCCAACUCACCGCACAGCGAUAGUGAACAAAUCUAUAUGUCCUUUUGCUAUAGGUCCCAGACUAAUCGAGCUGUGUGGCACAGCAGCCAGCGGAGCUGUACGGACAGGCUGCAGAGUCCUGUUGAACGGAGAACAACUACCCCAGCUGGCUUGAUCUUGUCCGCUCAGUUUAUCAAAAGAGGUUUUUCCCCUCCAUUUGAUGAAGUUUAACAGAGCAGAGCAGAAUCCCAAACGUUGACGUUAACCGUGAGGUGAGAGGAAGGGAAAUGCGGUUCGCCGGCUGCGGGCAGCUCGCCGGAGCAGCCGGGGCUCCGUGUGCGCCCUGGUCCCCCCGCGCCACGGCAGCGACUGGUCUCCAGCAGCCCCCCAGAAAGAGACGAUGUCUCCACCAGCUUGGUUCUGCUGACACAGAGUUCCGACUGACCUCAGCAUAACAUUAGGUUUUGCUGCUGUUGCUGACUUCUUCAGCAUGUACCUUUUGGUUCAUCUUUCAGGUCUCGUUUGUUCACAACUCCUAUCCUGUUCUGAGGAUGCAUUUUUGAUGGUUUCUCACCAGACGUGAUCCAAGCCCGCUGACGUCCCAUCGCACUCUGAACCCGCCAACGUGCGAGGGGCUCGUCCCGCACUCACAGACGUGUGCAGGGUUGGGCUGCUUUGCUGCUCCAGGAGCCUCUUAGUUCUCCUUGGCUGCUCCCAACUGAGAGUCACGCUUUGCCUUCCCUUGAAAUGACACCAACAUAAAGAAAUUGAAGACAAACAUCCUGAAGCUUGUGUCUUUCUAAAGAACUUGUCUGAAGCAAGGACUGAAAGCCAGUGAGUGACUCUUUCAUCUUGGGAAGCAAUUCCUCUCGGAAAAGCAGGACAGAAGGGGAAAGAAGCAGUCAGAGGGACGGGGCUGAUGAACUGUGCUUAUUAACUUGACUUGGCGGUGACGAGAGCAGUAUUGACAAGGAGGCUGCGGCAGACUUCAAACGCGCUUACUGCCGUCAGGAGGUCAGAGCGCUGCUCCGGCACGAGGUCGGAAUCGCUUCACACGCUGUCGCAGGGUCUGCAGCGCGGGCUCGUCACCUGCAGGGAGCGCGGGCUCGUCACCCGCGGCAGCGCGGGCUCCUCAGCUGCAAGAGUGCGGCUCAGCACUGGCAGUGCGGCUGGGUGCUGGCAGCACACCCGCCGGGCCGGCAUCAGCAGCAGUGAUGCCGCUGGCGAGCGGGACAGGAUCCACGGCUCUGGCGGUGUGGGGAGAUCGCGUGCUGCUUCAUGGUGCUCUUCGUGGACUCAUCUUGCCAUAACCCUUUGAACAGGUUGCUUGCUGCUCCAUCCAGCUCACUCUUUAAUAGGAUGGAUCUAGAGUCCUUAAUGAUGUACAAACAUCCUAAUUACUUUUGUAAAUUGAAUCGUGGAGUUGACUGGGACUAUAAGUGCCCAGUAUGGAAAAAUAUUUCUAGAAUCCAGGUGCUACCCAAGUAGCUUUAACAUGCCAUGUUUUUGGCAAAUCCCCAUUUUUUUAGGAAAAAACGUGUUCCAGCUGCAGUUCAUGGAUAAUCCGAGUAGCAAGGUAGGUACGUUGACAGGAGAUCUCUGUGGUAGCACAGGAAGAAAAGCAAACUGAUAACUCUUGUCAGAUUGAUGGCUUCUUCCUUCAUCUGAAUCUUUCUAGAUUAGCAGGUCUAUUUUCUUUUCAUGGGUAUGUUUGUUAGCACUAUGUCAUCUGGCCUAAUCUGUAUGAGAAGUGUAUUUAUUGUAGAGCAUUCAUACUGUUCACUUGUCACCAAGAAUAACAGAGAGGACAGGUAAGGUAAUUUCAGCCAUAAGGGUUGAGAGACGACUAUACACAUCUUGAUAAUGUGGCACUUGGAGUGAAUGAUCCAAAAUACUUUUGUUACAUAUUUGCUAAAAAUACACCCUUUAAAUGGUCUUUUUUCA
This is a messenger RNA of Columba livia (rock pigeon), 20028 nucleotides long. It is a transcript of the gene PRELID2, whose product is annotated as PRELI domain containing 2. The record is from RefSeq and is a predicted model, not a curated record. Lineage: Eukaryota; Metazoa; Chordata; Aves; Columbiformes; Columbidae. The transcript has 10 exons. The coding region runs from base 1466 to 1762 and encodes 98 amino acids.